Lachancea nothofagi CBS 11611 is the source of this 639-nucleotide messenger RNA. The record is from the annotation of a GenBank genome assembly. NCBI's taxonomy places the organism in Eukaryota, Fungi, Ascomycota, Saccharomycetes, Saccharomycetales, Saccharomycetaceae.
AUGAGUCCUCGGAUCGUGGUACUAAUAUCAGGAUCAGGUUCGAAUCUGCAGGCUUUGAUCGAUGCUAAAUCUGAAAACAAGCUUCCGGGCGAAAUCGUGAGAGUGGUGUCUUCGAGUAAAAAUGCGUAUGGUUUGGAAAGAGCUGCCAAGAAUGGAAUACCAACUAAAGUGCAUUCUUUGUACUCAUAUACAAAAGGCUUAGCAAAAGACGACAAAACUGGCAGAGCUUCAGCAAGACAAAAUUUCGAAAUUGAUUUAGCCUCAGUAGUUCGUCAAGACAAACCUGAUCUUAUAGUGUGCGCAGGUUGGCUACUGAUUUUGGGGCCAAACUUUUUAAAAGAAAUUGGACAGGUUCCUAUUAUCAAUUUACAUCCAGCACUACCAGGCGCAUUUGACGGUACAACGCAUGCUAUAGAAAUGGCCUGGCAAAAAUGCCAAGAUGACCAGAAGGCAAUAAUAGCUGGCUGCAUGGUCCAUUAUGUUAUUCAAGAGGUCGACCGUGGCGAGCCGGUAAUUAUCAAACAGUUAGAAAUUGUGCCAGGUAAAGAAUCCUUGGAACAAUACGAACAAAGAGUUCAUGCCCAGGAACAUAUAGCUAUUGUAGAAGCAGUUCAGAAAAUUUUGGGGAAUAAAAGCUGA